Messenger RNA from Xenopus laevis (African clawed frog), 2304 nucleotides. It is a transcript of the gene trhr3.S, whose product is annotated as thyrotropin-releasing hormone receptor 3 S homeolog. NCBI's taxonomy places the organism in Eukaryota, Metazoa, Chordata, Amphibia, Anura, Pipidae. Gene Ontology annotation, molecular function: thyrotropin-releasing hormone receptor activity; G protein-coupled receptor activity. Gene Ontology annotation, cellular component: membrane. The transcript has 2 exons. The record is from RefSeq and is a predicted model, not a curated record. The coding region runs from base 537 to 1751 and encodes 404 amino acids. Gene Ontology annotation, biological process: G protein-coupled receptor signaling pathway; signal transduction; phospholipase C-activating G protein-coupled receptor signaling pathway.
CCUCAUUCAGUUAUUAGAGGCGAGGGCUGGAGCAGAGACGCGGCUGCGCUUUGGGAGCUGUCUAUGGUGCUGAUGAGAUCUGGUGCUGAACGGCACUUUCCUCUCUCUCUCUGAACAGGAGCAGCAGAUAGACAACUGGGAUUGAGAAGACAAAGCAGGAACAGCCUGAAUUCUACUGGAUCUCUCUGCUCUCUCUUCAUUUGGAAGCUGCCUGACAUGGUAACAUUUUCUCUGCUUGAUAUUUCUUAUCUCUCUCUCUCUCUAGACAAUACUGAAGCAGCCGACAAUCAGUCUGAUUGGAUAAAACACCUUUUUAAAAGUUUUUGGGGUAGAUGAAGACAUUUCUAUGCAAAAGGAAAACUUAACCAGACCCGUUUUUUUUUUUUUAACUGAUUGUGACUUACAGGUUGUAGAUUUUGAUGAGAUACUUUGGGUUUAAAGUGUGUAAACUGCCCUUUCAUUCCCAAAGGGGAUCUGACUCUUAAACAGUGGAACAUUUAAUAGAUCUCUAGAAAAGAAUCGGUUAUUGGGCAGGCAUGGAAAACCAGACAUUGUCCAUAGGAAUGCCGCCCAUCAAUGACACGGGAAUGAAUGAAACACUUGGGAAUAUGCCCCAGAAUGCCCUAGAGGUACAAGUGGUUACAAUAUCCCUUGUUCUGCUGAUCUGCGGAGUGGGAAUUGCAGGCAAUAUUAUGGUCGUUUUGGUGGUCUUAAGAACCAAACAUAUGAUGACCCCCACUAACUGUUACCUGGUGAGCUUAGCCAUUGCUGAUCUGAUAGUUCUUCUGGCUGCCGGGCUUCCCAACAUUUCAGAAGUGGUGGCUUCUUGGGUGUAUGGCUAUGUUGGCUGCCUCUGCAUAACUUAUCUUCAGUAUCUGGGGAUCAACAUUUCAGCUUGCUCCAUCACAGCCUUCACCGUGGAGAGGUACAUCGCCAUCUGUCACUCCAUCAAAGCCCAAUUUAUCUGCACCGUGUCCAGAGCCAAGAAGAUCAUCGCCUUCGUGUGGGUCUUCACCUCCAUGUACUGCGUCAUGUGGUUCUUUCUGGUGGACAUCACAGAGGUCAAGUUUGCUGAUGGCGUCCAAGUCAACUGCGGCUACCGAGUUUCCAGAAACCUCUACACCCCCAUUUACUUCUUGGACUUCACCAUUUUCUACGUGAUACCACUGGUGCUGGCCACGGUUCUGUAUGGACUCAUAGCCAGGAUAUUGUUCAUGAAUCCCUUACCUUCUAACCCCCAGGAUCUGAGCAGAAUGAGCUCCAAACAUUAUGGGAAGCCCUAUAACUCUAUUAAACUUUCCGGUAAAGGCAAUAAGAACACAGCCAACUCAAGGAAACAAGUGACCAAGAUGCUAGCAGUUGUAGUGAUCCUGUUUGCUCUCCUGUGGAUGCCAUACCGCACUCUGGUGGUUGUGAACUCCUUUAUGGACCCUCCAUAUCUCAACGUAUGGUUCGUACUAUUCUGCAGACUGUGCAUCUACCUUAACAGCGCCAUCAAUCCCAUCAUCUACAACCUGAUGUCCCAAAAGUUCAGAGCUGCCUUCAAAAACCUGUGCAAGUGUGAGCAGAAGAGGACCGAGAAGGCAGCCAAGUACAACAUUCCCGUAUAUUACAGCGUCAUGAAGGACAGUUCCCACGAGAGUCCAGAUCAUGAUGUCACAGUUCAGGAGGAUCUCAAUGGGUUUCCAACAAAAAAAGUAAACUUCCCACAGAACUGCGUCGAUACCACGACAACAUACAGUGUGGCGUAGUAACACCCAUAAUAUAUAUAUAUUUACUUUGUAAUGGAUUUGAUGAGAUUGCAAAGAAUGGGUAGUUUUAAUCUGAUCAGUCAAGAUUGCUGGAGUGGAGAAGCUCUCCUGGAGUCAUGUGGUGACCACUCAACUAUACAAGAACUUAAUUUCGUUGUGUUCGGAAGACACCACCAAGCUCCUGAGAUAAUGUUACGAAAAACUGUAGAGAAGGAUCUGAAGAUGUUUGGACACUUGCUCCACAUCUACUGAGGGUUUUUUUUUCCAUUGUGGGGGGGCUUUGAUUUUAAAGUGAUUAUGCCAAACCAUGGAUUACACCAUGGACCACUUGCUUAUGUUGUUGUAAGUGUUCUAGAGUCAUGCCAUUUGUAUGAUAUGGCCUGUACAUAUGCUUCCUGAUGAAAUCUAAUUUGAUGUGGAGUUGUCAGUUCUCCUCAGAAGGAUUUCAAGAAGAUCAUCAAAUAGUUGUUUCAUAGUUGAGCCUAGGUUUUAUUUCCAUGGGGUACAUGUCGACCAGCAACCCAAUAAAUGAUAUUGACUUUGUGUGACGAUA